Rotaria socialis is the source of this 1956-nucleotide messenger RNA. The record is from the annotation of a GenBank genome assembly. NCBI's taxonomy places the organism in Eukaryota, Metazoa, Rotifera, Eurotatoria, Philodinida, Philodinidae.
AUGCAUAAUAUCGAUCAAAUACCUCUUGCUCGAUUACGUCCAGAAAAAUUCGAUGAUGCGGCUAUUCAGAAACAGAUAUUACUUAUCCGAGACGCCUGUGAAAACAUUAAUCUUGAUGUCAUUGCUGUUGUCUUUCAUGAAUGUGAUUAUAAUAUACAAAAUACAAUCGCACGAAUAAAAGCGGGCGAUUUUGAGGAUGGUGGCUGGCAAACAGCGAAAUCAAAUAAUAAAAAGAAAACUAUUAAUAACAGUCACGUUGAUCAAACGUUAAACGGUAGUGCACAAAGUGAUAGUGAACAUUCUCCCUCUCAGCAUACAUCCCCUGCGCCAUCGUUACGUGACAGUGGUAGGCGAAGACGUCGACAAGAUCAUUAUCGAUACUCAUUAGCAUUACGUGGAUAUCCUGCACGACGCGGAAAUGCUACCGGUCGAAACCAGCAUAUUCCAUAUCAUUCAUAUCGUAAUUAUCCAAACACUAAUGAGACAAAACAACAAAACGCUAAUAAUAAAACAACAUCAGUAUCAAAAACGAAAGACGACAGUAUACCGCCACCAAUAGCAUCGGUCUCAACUGAUCAAUUUGAAUUUAUUGAUGGUACUACACCAACAUUGAAAUUUGAUAAUAGUCAUAAAAAGUCUUCAUUGCCGUUAUCGACAAAACGCCCAAUACCAUCAUCCAUUCCUCAGGAGCCUGUAUCAAUGCAUUCGAUACUAAAGUGUCCAACAAGACCAAUAGAUAUUCAAUUUGGUGAUGUUCAAUGGAAUGAUUCCGUACCAAUCGCAGUUUCUCCGUCCGAUAGUUCAAUUCUUGCUGAGUCAUUAGACGAUCAAAAGUCGCCAUCGGUAAUACACACGAAUGAUGACGAACAACAAAUUGAGGCUCAAGAUAAUUUAAUUGAAACUACCAAUCGACUUUCAUCAUGUUCGAUAUCAUCAUCAUCAUUAUCAUUAGCAAACAAUACUAUAGCACGUAGCUCAACGAGUUUAUCUUCGCAACGAACUUCUCAUUUGUCUGAUCAAUUAACUGAUUCAUUACAACAACAAGCACCUUUAGAAAUAACUACAUCUUUUACCGGUACAACACAAUUACCGCCAAUAUCAACAACAAACACUUUAGAAUAUUCUUCGCACACGUCUCAAACUACUAGUACAUGUGUACCGAAUAAUUUUCAAUUACCUUUAUCCAACGCUAGUACUGUUUCCGGUAGUAGUCAAUCUGCUUUUACACCCUACAAUACAGCUGGCACUUAUUCAUCAAUACAAAGAGAUUAUUCUCAAACACCAUGGAAUCGACAACAACAAGCUAAUUAUAAAGCAGCUGCAAAAGCAACACUCAUGCAACAAGGAAAUUAUCCCCAACAAGCAUCGUAUCCUAUGCAACACCAACAACAAUAUUUCGUCGAAGCUUAUCCUUAUGUUCAAACACCACUUUAUCCAUAUUUAACGCCCGUUGAUUCUUGGUCCACAGCUAGUCUUGAACCUUAUUCAACAUAUCCGACAGCAGCUAAUUAUAUGCAAUCGUAUCCUACCCAGCAAUCAUAUCAUCCUGCUACUAUUCAAUCCAAUAGAUAUGAUCGAUCUUCAAAUGAAAAAGAUUUUUUUGCUCAUUAUGGACAAAGUCGAAUACUAAAUAGUGAUUCAUCAAAUUCAUCUCAAACAACAAAAGAUACUCCUAUAACAAGUAAACUAUCGGCAACUGCAGCUUCAUUUUCUCAGGGUGCUUCAUUGACAGCAGCUAGUCCGGCAACAACUUUAUACUUCAAUCCGGUUUUAUACACAGUGCCAACUUAUUAUACUUCGCAUCAUGAUCGAAAUAUGAAUUAUUCUUCAGUCGAUAAUCGUGAUAAUCGAAAUGGUGCUUCGUAUGCUAUUCAUAGCAAUAGAAAUCAUUACCAUCACCAACAACAACAACAACAACGUACACAUAAUAAUUCAACGUGGCAUUCACAACAGUAA